Molecule: messenger RNA, 1757 nt
Organism: Helianthus annuus (common sunflower)
Lineage: Eukaryota; Viridiplantae; Streptophyta; Magnoliopsida; Asterales; Asteraceae
Product: endoglucanase 17
Exons: 7
Coding region: 46-1542 (498 amino acids)
Biological process (GO): carbohydrate metabolic process
Molecular function (GO): hydrolase activity, hydrolyzing O-glycosyl compounds
Source: RefSeq, a predicted model, not a curated record
CUUUUUCCUGCACCUUCUUCACUUCUCUUGCUUCUUUCAACAUCAAUGGCCUCCUCCUCCCCUCUCCUCCACCUCCUCCUCCUCCUCUUGCUCACCCUCUCCACCGCCACAGCCACCGUCCGCCACCGUCCCACCGCCUCCCACAACUACCAUGACGCCCUCACAAAGUGCAUUCUUUUCUAUGAAGGCCAGAGGUCCGGCAAACUUCCACCCAACCAAAGAAUGACUUGGCGAAAAGACUCCGGGCUUUCCGACGGAUCCGCCAUGAAAGUGGAUUUAGUAGGUGGGUACUAUGAUGCUGGUGAUAAUAUUAAGUUUGGGUUUCCUAUGGCGUUCACCACCACAAUGCUGUCGUGGAGUGUGCUUGAAUUCGGUGGUGUGAUGAAAAGUGAGUUGGGUAAUGCCAAAACCGCUAUUCGGUGGGCCACUGAUUAUCUUCUUAAAGCUACUGCACAACCCGACACCAUUUAUGUUCAGGUUGGUGACGCGAACAAAGAUCACGCGUGUUGGGAAAGACCAGAAGACAUGGAUACACAAAGAACCGUUAUAAAAAUCGACCGGAACAACCCUGGAACUGAAGUUGCAGCUGAAACAGCUGCUGCUCUUGCUUCUGCAAGUUUGGUGUUCAGAAAAUCUGAUCCUAAUUACUCCAAAAUCCUCCUUAAACGUGCAAUUAUGGUGUUUGCAUUUGCUGAUAAGUAUAGAGGUUCAUAUAGUGAUGGGCUUAAGAGUUUUGUGUGUCCAUUUUACUGUUCUUAUUCUGGAUACCAGGAUGAGUUGUUGUGGGGAGCUGCAUGGUUGCAGAAAGCUACAAGAAGCCCUGCAUAUUUAAAUUACAUUCAGGCAAAUGGUCGAACACUUGGUGUGGAUGAAAAUGACUGUACAUUUAGCUGGGACAAUAAGCAUGCUGGUGCCAAGAUUCUUCUCUCCAAGGCGUUUCUUGUCCAAAAGGUUCAAUCUCUCCAUGAUUACAAGGGUCAUGCAGAUAGCUUCAUUUGCUCACUUGUUCCAGGAGCUCCUUCUUCUCAAGCCCAGUACACCCCAGGGGGGCUUUUGUUCAAGAUGGAUGACAGUAAUCUGCAGUAUGUGACAUCGACAACGUUUUUAUUGGUAACCUAUGCCAAAUACUUGACCCAAUCGCACAAGGUUGUGAGCUGCGGUGGCACCAUCGUGACCCCUCGACGGCUACGAACCAUUGCCAAGAAACAGGUCGACUACUUGCUCGGUGAUAAUCCAAUGAGGAUGUCGUUUAUGGUAGGAUAUGGUCCACGAUACCCACAAAGGAUCCACCAUAGGGGAUCGUCUCUGCCAUCAGUCUCUGCUCAUCCAGCUAAAAUCGAUUGUGGGUCAGGGUUUAAUUUCAUGCAUUCGGAGUCUCCAGACCCGAACGUACUCGUGGGAGCUGUGGUCGGUGGACCCGAUGAACAUGACCGUUAUACCGAUGAACGAUCCGAUUAUUUCCAGGCGGAACCGGCAACGUACACAAAUGCACCACUUGUUGGAACAUUGGCGUAUUUGGCUCAUUCAUUUGGGCAGAUUUAGAGGCAUAUGAAUUAUGAAUUUAAGUAUUUGAAUUGAAUGUAAUUGUGUUUUAUUUAGAUCUUGGAAUUGUGGAGAUUAUUAUUUCCUGGAGCCCUUGAGAAAUUGUUGUAAAAGGGGGGUUAUGUGUUCAGGAUUUGCAUUGUUGUUCAAAAAAAUCUAGAGUACAAGUAUGUGACCAAUGAGAAUGCUUUUAUUAUAUGAUCACAAUUUAUAAA